AUGCUCUCUCCUUCCACUUCAAUAUUUCUUUUUAUCAUCACCACCGUCCAAAUUUCAUCUUACAUCUCUGCCCUACACGUGUCUCUUCUUCUCCAUCUCUCCGGCGAUAACAGUGCCUCUGGAUCUCCGCAUCUUAACCGGCUCGAUGAGUGCGGUGCUGUUCUGAAGAACAUCGGACUCGUCAUCGAUUUCGUUCGCCGCGAUGAGCUUCCCGUCGCUGGAAUCCGUUCUGAUAUCGGAUCUCCGGUAUCUCCAUGGAGACACCGUCGCUGGCUCCAUCGUUACUCUCUCUGAUUCAGAUUCUCUCUCGCAUUCGAACGAGUACGAUCUCUUCAGCUCCCGGAACCGAGAAAUCGCCGGUGAUGAUUGCUCUUCCACCGACGCUCUGA
Molecule: messenger RNA, 389 nt
Organism: Arabidopsis thaliana (thale cress)
Lineage: Eukaryota; Viridiplantae; Streptophyta; Magnoliopsida; Brassicales; Brassicaceae
Exons: 2
Coding region: 1-294 (97 amino acids)
Source: RefSeq, marked reviewed